This is a messenger RNA of Erpetoichthys calabaricus (reedfish), 3444 nucleotides long. RefSeq names its product myosin light chain kinase 3-like. The record is from RefSeq and is a predicted model, not a curated record. Lineage: Eukaryota; Metazoa; Chordata; Cladistia; Polypteriformes; Polypteridae. The transcript has 15 exons. Gene Ontology annotation, cellular component: nucleus; cytoplasm. Gene Ontology annotation, molecular function: ATP binding; protein serine/threonine kinase activity. Bases 232 to 3033 code for a protein of 933 amino acids. Gene Ontology annotation, biological process: intracellular signal transduction; protein phosphorylation; positive regulation of apoptotic process.
UGCAGAAAGAGAGAAAAAGAAAGAAACAGAAACAGACCAUCUCACUGCUUUAAGCUUGUGUAUUUAUUGUUUUAUUUGGCUGGCAAAUACUGUUUUGAUCAAGUAACUACAUGAAGAAAAAAAGAGCCACAGAAAAAAUAAUAAUGACAUUUUGAACAGAAGAGUUGUUUAAAAUAAUUUAACUUUCAUUAAUUACUAAAAGGAAUGCUAAUACAGUUUUAAAUUUUCACUAUGAGCAACAAAGAAAGUCAGAGUACUACUUUUGUGAAUUCCCUUGCUAAAAUCUAUGACCCAAACGCUAUACAGAACCAUGGACCCACCUGUAGCACUGGAAGCACAUGCAAGAAGAUUAUAAGAAACAUCAAUAACUCUGUUGACAAUUUUAAUGACAUGGAUAUCAAGAUCGACACUCUGGGUUGCAAAAUGGACAAGCUUAUCAACAUCCAGGAAAAAGUGCUCAACAGGUUGGACAGCAUGGCAAAAGAUAUUGAGGUAAUUGAAGAUGAAGUUGAAGUACUGAAAGCAAGCAAACAGGAUCUAAGCCAAAUUCAACAGGCCCAAGAAAAAGUGACCUCAAAUGAUAUUAAAGACGUUUUUUUGGAAAUUACAACUUUGUUGUCCUCCAUGGAUCAAAGAUCCGAACAACAGACAAAAAGGUUAGACGGAGUCGAAAAAAUUGUUCUUGGCAUCCAGCAGCUUAUAAACUUUGUUGGAGAAACCAUUAAAACAUCCAGAAUUACUGAGCAUUUUUUCAAAGAAAAAUGCCCUCCAAAGCCCAGCAUGGUAAAUGUGUCAGCAGUAAAAGACAAUCGGCCUAAGCAGCCUGUGAAAAGACAUGCUUCUGAGAAAAGUGACACAAUAUGGAAAAAACGGAUGGAAAAGACUGCUCCUUCAGCUAAAGCUGCUCACUGGACUCAAAGAAUCCGACCCCACAGUGACCUCCGUGAUUCCAGGCCUUGUGAAGCCAUCCACAACCCCCCACGUAGGACUAAACUCCAGGGACCCAAGCAUUUCCUUGCUAACCGUAAAUAUAGAUACAUUCUAAAGGAUCACAAAGUAAAAGAUGGGAAAGAAAAGCAAAGAAUAAGUCUUAAAGUUCUGAAAUCUCAAAAAAAGAAAAAAACACUCGAUGUCACAGAAUCAUCAGUUUAUAAGAAGCAGGCAGCAGCUGAUGAAAAGGUAAAUCAGUUAAACCGACAAAAUGCUGAAAGAUUGGGAAAAAUAUUUUCUCCUCCAGAAGACAUCCAAGCACCAUCUAAAGAAUCAACAUCAACAGAUUUGGAGAAGAAGCCCAGUGAAGAGGUGCCCUUGGAAAAGAUCUCCAAGAGUGUGGUUCUUGAGAAGGCUGCAGAUGAAUCUUUCAAAAAAGAGGAAACAUGGAGUGGGUUAGACAGCACAAAAGUUAAGAAUUCUACCUCAGUCCUUGAACAAGCAGCACACGAACCUAAAGCCAGGCCAACUGAAAAGCCCAGUGUGACAAAUCAUGAAAAGACAAAGGAGAAGGAACUUGUGCCGGAAACUUCAUCAGAUGAAGAACUGAUUGAAAUACAAGUUCAAGAGGAGGAGGAGGAAGGAGAGGUGGAAGAGGAGGAGAACGAGGAGGAGGAGCAGGAGGAGGAGGAGGAGGAGCAGAACACAAAUGAAGAUGUACAAGAAUGUGGGGAAGAGGAUGAAAUAUACACUGAAGACAUGCCAGAAAAUGAAGAAACUUCUUUAUCUGAAAAAGAGACUUCAGAUGUUAUACAUGAAAAUACCAAAGAAGAGCAGGAGCUGUCUGCUGAUGUUCUGAACAAGAACUGUACUGUAUUAUUGCAGAAGUAUGAAGACAACAAUGAAGAAAGCAUCUUUUUGCACUUAAAAGAGGGCACUGAUGAGGCACAGAUGGAAAAUAGAGAAGUGUCCGAGCUAAGCAGUAGCAGCAAAAGGAGAGUCACAGAGGAGGAGCUGGUGAAAGCUGCACCAAAGAAGAGCCGUGUUGAGUCUCAGGUGGGAGAAUCUCCAAAGUCAGCACCAGCAACGGCAACCAAUGAAGCACAUGACCAGUGCAAGGGAGAGAGCGGGCAGGGACCACAGAUUCAGGAGGACACCGUCAAAGAAUAUGUAAUAGACACAAGCCAUUCACCUCUGGCUCCAUUUGAACAUCGUAUUGUCUCAGCAAAGCCAGCACCAAUAGCUAGCUUCUAUGCAAUUGACAAACAGGAGAUAAUCGGAGGAGGACGCUUUGGUCAAGUUCACAAAUGCACUGAAAAGUCAUCAGGUCUGACACUGGCUGCAAAAAUCAUUAAAGCCAGGGGCUCCAAAGAAAAGGAGGAAGUAAAGAAUGAAAUACAAGUUAUGAAUCAGUUAAACCAUGCUAAUCUCAUCCAGCUAUAUGCAGCAUUUGAAUCCAAGUAUGAGAUUGUACUUGUUAUGGAAUAUGUGGAAGGAGGAGAACUCUUUGAUAGAAUCAUUGAUGAAAACUGCAACUUAACUGAACUGGACACAAUAUUAUUCAUCAAACAGAUCUGUGAUGGAAUUCAAUAUAUGCAUCAGAUGUAUAUAUUGCAUUUAGAUUUAAAGCCUGAAAAUAUCCUCUGUGUCGACAGAGCUACCAACAAAAUUAAAAUUAUUGACUUUGGACUGGCAAGAAGAUAUAAACCAAGGGAAAAGCUUAAAGUUAAUUUUGGAACACCAGAAUUUCUUGCUCCAGAAGUUAUCAACUAUGAUUUUGUUUCAUUUCCUACCGACAUGUGGAGCCUUGGAGUGAUUACAUAUAUGCUGCUCAGUGGCCUUUCUCCAUUCCUAGGGGAGAAUGACAAUGAAACUCUCAAUAACAUCCUUUCUUGCCGAUGGGACUUUGAAGAAGAAGAAUUUAAAAAUGUCUCAGAGGAAGCCAAAGAUUUCAUCAGAAAACUUCUAAUCAAAGACAAAAGCUGGAGGAUAAGUGCAACUGAGUCUCUGAAGCACCCCUGGCUUUCAGAUCGCAGUCUUCACUACACGCUUCAUCAGCAGGCUAAGUCCCACAUGACCCAUGCACCUUCUUCCCCUCAAUGAUAUUUCACAAGAGGCUAUUAAUAAGAAGAAAAGAAUACAGCAAGCCACAUUCUACUGGACCAACAGUGCUACAGCGUAAUAAACACUGAAGAGGAGAUAUUUUUGUUCUGCAUUAGUAAUUAUAGUUUUAAUAAUAUUUAAAUGUAAUAUAUAGUUUAUUAUAUAAUUGUAGUUAAGCAUUUUUAAGGUGAUAUACGUAAUAUAGGAGUGUUUUGGUUCAUUUAAGGAUUUGUUUAUUUUUGUUUUCUUUUAUUUCUCAGGGCUUAAUUCAAUCAAAAAAAUUAUUAUGAAUAUUUAAAUGAUAAAUUUGUAAAGUCUACAAUACUGCAAUUGAAAGAGCUGAUUUUGGAUUUUGUCUUUAAAUUUAAUUUGACAGAAAAUGUGAAUAAUAAUAAUAAUAGUAGUAGUAGU